AACCAUUUGUAUCGCUGUAACUGAUUUGGUAUUAAAACAAAUAUCAACAAUUAUGGCGUGCAUUUAAGAAGCGGACGCUUUAUAAUAGCAAACAAGUAUUUUUUAAAUAUGAAACACAAAUUAAAAAAUUAUUUUACGAUUUAAUUUCAUUAAUAAAUUCGGGUCUUUAUAUAAAUUAAUUGUCACGAGCCAGUAAAACAGAUAAGUUGUGAAAACUUAAUGAAACUAAAGAACCGGAAAAAAUGUAUGUAGAAGAUGCUACAUCUAAAUUCAAUGUAAUAAUGAUAUGGAUAUAUACGGUCGUACGAAAGUAACAAUCCUAGCAAGCGCUUAGGAGCAAAAUUAAACUAUAAAAGUUCAAACAAAAGCCUUAAAAUAAAAUAUCAUCAUAUAGAUAUUGCAAAGGAAGGUCAUAUAACAAAAUGACAGUUCAGUUAAAUUCCUUCAAUAUUUCAAAUAUGAAUCUUCCUCUCACAAUAACGCCUAUUAUACCCGCUUUGAAAGAUCUAACUGUUUCUACUGCGUCGAAAUCAGAUACGAAUUCUCUGCAACCGGAUUUGACAUUUCAUUGUAUGUGCUGUCCUGCAUACUUUAUAAAUCCAUAUAUGUUAUAUCAACAUAUGAACAAUCAACAUCCACAACCAUUAGAAAGCGACGAAGAGAGUAAAACCGCGUCUGAUGAUGAUCAAGAUUAUAGUUGGGUACUUGAACCAGUUUGCGAAAUCGUUGAUAUGGAGGGCGAUGAUGGAGAUGAUGAUUCGGAUAGCGAUUCGGAUUCAGACGAUGAUUCGACCAGCAGUUCUUCUCAAACUUCAAGCAGUAGCUCAACUACUGUUAGCGUUUCCAAUUCCAAUUCGGUAACUAUAGAUACGAGUUUGAACAACCAUCAAGGUCAAGAUGAAGAUUACACACGUAUGACUUCAGUAAGUACCAACACAGUGCCACCCGCUAUUUAUGAAGAGAUUGUUGGAAAUGAGUCCACAAAUUCUUUCUGUACAACUAGUGAGUCUGCGUAUCCAAUGAUUAAAUUAAAGACUGCAGAUCCUCGUGAAUCUACUUCGAUCAUAUUACUUAAGCCAUUGACGAAAAAUAUUAGCGAUGAAUGCUUAACUAAUAUGACUAUAAUACCCGUUCUCCCCAAGCCAGGGAGAGGAAGACGCAGUGCAGCACAAAAUGCACAACUUGCUGCUUUAACAAAUGGAGAUCAAAAAUGUUUUCAAUGUGCACAUUGCGAAGCCUCAUUUCAGAACGCCGGGGACCUUUCUAAACAUGUGCGAUGCCAUAUUACAAACAAACCAUUUCAGUGUGCAAUCUGUGAAAAGACCUUUACACACAUCGGCAGUUUGAAUACUCACAUUAGAAUUCAUAGUGGUGAGAAACCGUAUAAAUGCGAAUUAUGUCCAAAGGCUUUCACACAAUCAAGCAGUCUAAUGGUGCACGUGCGUUCUCAUUCCAUACGAAAGCCACAUCAGUGUUAUUUAUGCGACAAAGGGUUUAUAAACUCAAGCUCGCUCGUAUUACAUCUUAAAUCACAUGAUGACACUGAAGUUUUCAAUUGUCCUGAAUGUGAUAAAUCUUUUAAACAAGAAGAUUUACUCGAGAAACAUUUACAAAUGCACACACAACAACUUGUGUAUCAGUGUUCCAUUUGUCAUGCAGCUUUUCGAACAUCAUCGGAGUUAGUGCAGCAUAUGAAAUGUCACAUGGGUGAAAAACCUUUUACGUGCUCUAUUUGUGAUCGUUCUUUUACGCAAUCAGGGAGUCUUGGAAUUCAUAUGCGCAUUCACACUGGUGAACGCCCAUUUCAAUGUAAACUCUGUGAGAAAGCGUUUACACAAGCAUCUAGUCUCAGUGUUCAUAUGAAAAUUCAUUCUGGCGAAAAGUCUUACCCUUGUCAUAUUUGCGGUAAAUCCUAUAGUCAGCAAACCUAUCUAAACAAACACAUCCAGGCUCAUCUUACUGCUGAACAAAACAACAUAGUCAUGAAUGUUGCGAAUGAUGUUCAAUUAUCAGUUGGUAUUGUGCCUUCGGAGGACACGCUAGUUUGUAUUGUUUGCGGAGCAUUGCAUAAAGACGUAAGAUCAUUAGCAUUACAUGUCACACAGAAGCAUGCUGUGUUGUUAAAAGAUACUGAACACAGCAGUACAAAACAAAAGCAAAUGUCUUCUGAUUAUGUGGGCGAAGAGGAGCGCCGUUUACAGGAGCAACAAUAUAUACAACAAUUACAAUUAAUUAUGCGCACUGGCGGUGUAUUGCCGCAAAUUGCUAUGGAUAUCGAUACUAGGAAGAGCGAUGGGGAAUUCGCAAGACCUCGUAACUUUGAAAGUUUUGGAGAUAGCGAGUAUAAUGGAAAUGGCAACAUGGAAACUGUUAAACAAAAUUUCGACCAUAAUUCGUUUGAUGAUUACGGUGCCGAAGAAGAAGUGGAAACAGAGGAAUGAAGGAUUUUAUUAUAUUAAUGUUACGUUUUCAGGUUAAGAAUCUUUUACGUAUAUGGAUUCGGCUGACAUUUUUGACCUGUGGCUUUUCAGUAUUGCUUAUUAUAAAUUAUUAUGAAUCGAAAAUUGUAAGCUUAACAAGGUUUGAAGAAAUAAAGUUGUUAAGUAUAUGCGGAA
Bactrocera latifrons is the source of this 2615-nucleotide messenger RNA. RefSeq names its product zinc finger protein 391. The record is from RefSeq and is a predicted model, not a curated record. The transcript has 4 exons. The coding region runs from base 423 to 2441 and encodes 672 amino acids. NCBI's taxonomy places the organism in Eukaryota, Metazoa, Arthropoda, Insecta, Diptera, Tephritidae.